AUGGGAGACAUCACAUCCAUCAAGGGAGUCUCGGUGACAUGCUCUUACAUCAUCGCUCUUUUCCGCGAUCUACCCGUGGCUGCUUCACUUUUGCAAACACGCGGUUUAUCCCGAUUUCUCGCUCAGAUUCUGAGACCAAUGGCUUCGGACUGGCACAACCAGGGCUAUUUGGGGCUGUUCGAGGUGUAUCAUUUGAGACCUUCCCAUCCAGCAUCACGCACGUUCUGGAAUUCUGAUCGCUGCGACGGCGCCAACGAAAGCCGCCAACACAAAACAAAACAGAUGAAGGAAAAAGAAAGGGUUCUCUUGCGUCUUGGCCUGGCCCCUGCCAUGCACAAACCGGAUGGUAUGCUUCUUCCAUGUCAUCAUGUGUUCUGA
Molecule: messenger RNA, 378 nt
Organism: Pochonia chlamydosporia 170
Lineage: Eukaryota; Fungi; Ascomycota; Sordariomycetes; Hypocreales; Clavicipitaceae
Exons: 1
Coding region: 1-378 (125 amino acids)
Source: RefSeq, a predicted model, not a curated record